This is a messenger RNA of Anthonomus grandis grandis, 977 nucleotides long. RefSeq names its product SURF1-like protein (gene Surf1). The coding region runs from base 78 to 932 and encodes 284 amino acids. NCBI's taxonomy places the organism in Eukaryota, Metazoa, Arthropoda, Insecta, Coleoptera, Curculionidae. The record is from RefSeq and is a predicted model, not a curated record. Gene Ontology annotation, cellular component: mitochondrion; membrane. The transcript has 5 exons. Gene Ontology annotation, biological process: mitochondrial respiratory chain complex IV assembly.
GGAAAGAACCUAACCUAAAAGUUUGUUUUGAUUUUAAAGUUUAUUGCCGAAUUUUCUCCCAAACUUAAUGUGUCUAAAUGAGACAGUUUUUAAGACUCAUAAGCCUAAAAAGGCAACUUUUUUCAUUUAAUAAUGUAAUUCUUUUUAGUACGCAACCCUACCUUAAACAGAUCACUCGCCCUGCUUUGCGUAAACAAAUCACAACUAAGAACAAAAUUGAUCCCUAUGGAUGGUUUAUGUUGAUUAUCCCAGCAGCUUCAUUUGGCUUAGGAAUCUGGCAAAUUCAACGUAAACAAUGGAAGGAAAACUUAAUAGUGAUGAUGCAAGAAAGAAUGAAAGGGGAAGCAGUCGAAUUACCUGAUAGUCUGGAAGAGUUGAAAGGAAUGGAAUACCAAAAAGUGCAUGUAAGGGGCACAUUUUUACAUGACAAGGAAGUCUUUAUAGGGCCAAGGUCUUUGAUCGAUGAUGGUUUACCUGAAAGCCACAAGUUGCCUAAUAGUAGAAAUGUGAAUUCUAGCAGGGGUUAUUUGGUGGUUACCCCAUUUAAACUUGCUGACCGAGAUGCAACUAUAUUGGUUAAUAGGGGUUGGGUAUCACAGGAUAAAAAACCUCCAUCUUCUAGAACCGAAGGACAAUUGAAUGGAGUGAUUGAUCUGUAUGGCAUUGUAAGACUUGGUGAACAAAAACCCAGUUUUGCCAUAAAACAUAGUAAAGAGUCUAACUUUCUUUCAAGGGAUUUAGAAGCAAUUUGUGAAGCAACAGGAGCAUCUCCAGUUUUUAUCGAUCAAACGUUAGAUGAUAAUGUUGUAUACCCUAUAGGGGGGCAGACCAGAGUUCAGUUAAGAAAUGAGCACUUGUCUUAUAUACUUACUUGGUUUUCUUUAGGCGGAGCUACCGCUUACAUGUGGUUUAAAAGAUUUGUUUUAAAGUAGAAUUAAUUUCAUUUUUACUUGUAAAUAGACAUGUUUCUAGAGGUU